AUGUUACUCAUGUGGCUGAGGGGACCACUGGGAAUCAGACUGUCAUCUGGCCAUGUUAAGCAGGUCAGUUUACAGCUUCUGAAGCUUAAAGCAUGCAUUCCCAAUGUGUUUGCAAGGAAGCCAAGAGGGUUGGAAGAGAUUGAUAGAUGGAAGGCCACAGAGUUGAGACAGUUUGCCCUCUAUACAGGAAAAAUUGUGCUUAAAGGCAUAAUUGCAGAACAGCUCUAUGAGCACUUCCUGGUUUUUAGUGUGGCAUUAUCCAUCCUUGUCUGCCCAAGAUUGUCAAAACAUUACAAUCACAAUGCAGAGGAGUUGUUGAUGUACUUCAUUGCACAGGGAAGACAUUUGUAUGGGGAUGAGUUUCUUGUCUACAAUGUCCACAGUUUGAUUGUGAGGCGGCUUAGGGAAGCAGACAAACUGAGCAAGAUACUUCGUGAACCAAACAAGACUGUAGAAAUAAAAAAACCCAACAAUGUCUUCACUCUUAGUGAUCUAGAGUGCUGUGAAGUUGUUGCAGUGUCUGGUGAGACAGAGCAUGGGGAAAAGAUGUUGCUCUGUCGUAUCUAUGAUCGACUUGAGCCAUUCUUCAUGCAGCCCUGUGACUCAAGGUUGAUUGGAGUCUACACAGCCAGAGACAGUCACACUCGUAUGAAAACAUUAUCUGAGAGGCAAUUGGGCAGGCAGGCAUUUAUGACUGAGGCAGACAGUGGUUUGAGGAUUAACACGGUCAACCAGUUUGCUGUUGUAAAAUUUGUCAAAUCCAACACAGUGGAUGCUGUGCCAACGAACUGGCUAGAGACAACUGAAAAGACUGUGUUUUGCUACUGGCCGCACAAGAACGUGACUGCCAAAAUCAAAAGGAGAGAGAUACCUGACAAAACACGUUGGGCCAAAUGCAAAGUCACAGUUUUAACAUACACAGACAGCUACAGCAAGGCUAGAGACAAGGUCAACCAAGCAACAGUGACCUCAAAUUUGGAAAGUGACCUGGAAGAAGAAGCAGGCAGGAAGAUUGUCACACCUGCUCGGUACCUCGACUCAGAUACAGAUAUAGAUGAGCCUUUUGCCAAGAGAUUGAAGAAAAAGACUGCCACAUCUGCCACAAUUACUCCCCAGACUCCACAGAUGCCAAACAUGCCUUCCUUCACCCCAUCAAUGGAUUUCUUUUCAGCCAGACACAACGAGGACAGCCCCACUUUGCUAAAAAAUGUGGCUGUGACCUCAACAAGGACUAUGUUACAGAGCAGUGACAAAGGUCCUUCUAUGACCAGCACUCCGAAUACAACUUCAAACACUCAGACUUUGCUCACAAAUUUAGAUGUGACCUCAACCAGGACUAUGUUACAGAGCAGUGACCAAGGUCCUUCUAUGACCAGCACUCCGAAUACAACUUCAAACACUCAGAAUGAUUCUUGUAUACCAGCAUAUGUGAGGGCCAUCUUUAUUAAACUGGACAAGAUCGAACUCUCUCUAGAGACCAUUCAGUCCAUUUUAACCAAAAACAUGGGUUCUGAUGACCCUGAAAUUGAAGAGCUGACCAGGUCACUACAGACUCCAGCCCAACUUGAAGAAGCUUCUGACAAGCUAAAGGACACAGCUCACAGAAAGAAAGUGGUUGAUUAUCUGUCACUGCUGGGUGGUAAAUCUCCUGGUGACUCUGUACGACGGAUAAUGCGAAAAAUUGGAACAAAUGCUCUUUGGGCCAAUUACAGUUUGAAGGGUCGAAAGGGGAAAAGAAAUUUUCAGGACCUGGCUAUAUAUCCCAUCAUAAUCCAGGCCUGCCAGAAGAUCCACCCCACGACUCUUCAAAAAACGAUUGAGAACUGUGUAGCGGAUACAUUACGAUAUGCUCCACACAGAAUCACUCAGGUUGGAGGACCAUCCAUGGAUAGUGAAGAACAUGCAGCAGCAGCUCCAGAGGGGAGCGGCAUGCUUGAAUCUGCUGACUAGCCAAAUCCUUUUUUUUUUAUCAUGUUGAAGACCAGAAAUGUUUAAAAAUGUUCAGAUUUAAGCAGUUCUAUUAGAUUUUUUAUUUAGUUAAUUUAUCCUAUGAACAUGCAGCAGCAGCUCCAGAGGGGAGCGGCUUGCUUGAAGGGAGCGGCUUGCUUGAAUCUGCUAACUGGACAAAUCUUUUUUUUUAUCAUGUUGAAGACCACCAAUGUGUAAAAAUGUUCGGAUGUUAAUUUAUCCUAUGUUUCAUGUGUAAUUUUGUUUUCUGUUAAAGCUUAUAAUGUUACUACACAACAUGUCUGUUAUUAAAGAAGUUUGACUCUAAAUACAACUGUCUGGGAACAUAUAUCAAACUGGAAAAAGAAACUUUACAAAAAUGUUAGGGCAUAAUGUUCCAACAAUGUUAUCACUAAAAACGUAUGUUUUAAAUGUGUUUUAAAAGUACAUGAUUAUAUCUUUUAGGAGAACAUUUUGGAAACGUUUUAAGACUUAUGGUAGACCAUGUUUGAAAAAUAUUGUUAGAGGAUAAUGUUCUAAAAAUGUUGUGUGUAAACAUUUAAGGAAUAUCACCACAAAACAUGUGUAAUGUUUUUAUAGAAUGUUAUCCUAACUUUCAAAAAUACAUUCUAAGAACAAAAAUUAAAUGUACAACAGAGAACUUUGUAAGA
Messenger RNA from Paramisgurnus dabryanus, 2618 nucleotides. Lineage: Eukaryota; Metazoa; Chordata; Actinopteri; Cypriniformes; Cobitidae. The record is from RefSeq and is a predicted model, not a curated record.